Paramecium pentaurelia is the source of this 548-nucleotide messenger RNA. The record is from the annotation of a GenBank genome assembly. NCBI's taxonomy places the organism in Eukaryota, Ciliophora, Oligohymenophorea, Peniculida, Parameciidae.
AAUGGUUAUCAAGACUGAUUUGUGCUCAUUUAGUGAAUGGCGUAUUUAUCCUGGACAUGGAAGAAGAUUCGUGGCUAAAGAUGGUAGAUUAUUUUACUAUUUGAAUCAAAAGAGUAGAGCAUUUUCUGCCAGAAAAGUAUAAUAUGAUUAUUACAUUCAAGAUUAAAAGCUAAGAAAUUCAAUGGACUGUUGCUUGGAGAAGAUUAAAUAAAAAAAUUAAAACUGAUGAAGGGGCAAAAAAAAGAAGAAUUAGAAAUCUUAAAGUCUAAAGAGCUAUUGUUGGUAUAUCAUUAGAAGAGAUUAGAAGAAGAAGAAAGGAAGAUGAAAGUAAGUUGUGACUUUUAUAAUCUUUUAAAUAGAAACAAGAAAAGCUCAAGCAGAAUAAGCUGCAAGAGAAAUCAAGGACAGAAAGCAGAAGUUAAUUGAGACUUAAAAAUAACAAAGAAAAGGUGUAACUACCACUCAAAAAACUGCCUAAAAAGCUGAAACAAAAGCAGCUUAAAAGGCUGCUGCUAAAGGAGCUGGAAAACCAAAAGGAAAGAAAUGAU